GAGAGGAGCAAAAGUAAGUGGAUAAGAAAAAUUAUCAAAGAAAAAGAGUUGGCCUGUUCUGUCCUCACCACUCUUCUUCUUCUCCCUCAGUCGUCUCUCGCCGGCGUUGGACAUGUCUGUCUCGGUAGCAUGCUGCUGCUUCUCCUUCCUAAAUGCACCCGCUAGACUCCUCCAAUCUUCUUCUUCACCCCUCUGUUUCGUAGCCGCAUCGACGCUGACUCCCCGAGCUAGCUCGAGUUCUAAACUAAACCCAGAGAAGAAGAAGAAGAAAUACACAUUGAGAGUGAGAGAUGAACAUAGUAGUAAUGAUGGACCCCAAACGAUGGCUUUCAAGUCGCCGUUUGGAUCUUCUCAACAGAAAAAGGAUAAAAAAGAGUCUCAGCCUACUACUGAUCUGCGGACUGAUCCUGCCAAGAUUCACGAUGCUUCCUUUCUCGACGCCGUUGUUAAGGUUUACUGCACUCAUACAGCGCCUGAUUACUCCCUCCCUUGGCAGAAGCAAAGACAGUUUACCAGCACUGGAAGGCAACUCUCUUCAUUUUCAGAUUCUUUUUAUUUCUCUCUCUCUCUUGCUUAUAUUGCGUGCGUGUGCAGUGCUUUUAUGAUUGGAGAUGGCAAGCUCUUGACCAAUGCCCACUGUGUCGAACAUGAUACCCAGGUUAAAGUUAAGAGAAGAGGAGAUGAUAGAAAGUACGUGGCUAAGGUUUUGGUAAGAGGUGUGGACUGUGACAUCGCUUUGCUCUCUGUAGAAAGCGAGGAUUUCUGGAAAGGAGCUGAACCACUUCGCCUUGGCCACUUACCCCGCCUUCAGGAUUCAGUUACUGUCGUUGGGUAUCCUCUGGGAGGAGAUACUAUCUCUGUUACAAAAGGGGUUGUAUCUCGUAUUGAGGUAACAUCUUAUGCUCAUGGAUCAUCUGACUUGCUUGGAAUUCAAAUCGACGCAGCAAUUAAUCCUGGGAAUAGUGGUGGCCCUGCUUUCAACGACCAGGGGGAAUGUAUUGGAGUAGCAUUUCAGGUUUACAGAUCCGAAGAGACCGAAAAUAUUGGAUACGUUAUUCCAACAACAGUUGUUUCUCACUUCUUGACUGAUUAUGAGAGGAACGCAAAGUACACUGGUUACCCUUGCCUUGGAGUAUUGCUGCAGAAAUUGGAAAAUCCAGCUCUGCGGGAGUGCCUAAAAGUCCCUACAAAUGAGGGGGUGUUGGUGCGAAGAGUUGAACCUACAUCUGAUGCAAGUAAAGUCCUGAAGGAGGGAGAUGUGAUUGUAAGUUUUGAUGAUCUACGUGUGGGAUGUGAAGGAACUGUACCCUUCCGAUCAAGUGAACGUAUUGCAUUCCGUUAUCUCAUCAGUCAAAAAUUUGCGGGUGAUAUCGUAGAGCUUGGUAUCAUUAGAGCAGGAGAACCUAAGAAAGUUCAAGUUGUUCUGAGGCCAAGAGUGCACCUGGUCCCGUACCAUAUUGAUGGAGGUCAGCCAUCAUACAUAAUAAUUGCUGGUUUGGUGUUUACUCCGCUCUCAGAACCCCUGAUAGAGGAGGAAUGCGAGGACACCAUAGGCUUGAAAUUGUUAACAAAGGCACGCUACUCCGUUGCAAGGUUCAGAGGAGAACAAAUCGUCAUCCUAUCACAGGCAAGCCAUAACGACGUUUUGUUUCCAUGUGCAUUUUGGCGAAUGUUUUGGCAAAUGAAGUAAACAUUGGCUAUGAAGACAUGAACAACCAGCAGGUCCUGAAGUUCAAUGGAACUCAUAUAAGAAACAUCCAUCACCUGGCACACCUCAUUGACAUGUGCAAAGACAAGUAUCUGGUUUUUGAGUUUGAAGACAACUAUGUGGCCGUGUUGGAGAGAGAAGCUUCGAAUUCGGCUUCUUUGUGCAUCCUCAAAGACUAUGGAAUUCCCUCAGAAAGAUCCGCUGAUCUGCGUGAGCCAUAUGUAGAUCCAGUACAUGACAACGAAGCACUUGACCAAGGUUUUGGAGACAGCCCUGUGUCAAAUCUAGAAAUUGGCUUCGAUGGACUGGUGUGGGCAUAAGGGUUCAGAGAAACAGAGGUUUUUUAAAAAAAAAAUCCGCAGACGGAAGCUGCUGGGAGCUUCCCAUAGCCUAUGGGAAAGCUUUCAGAUUCAUACUCAUUCAUAAGGUCUUGACCUGUUCCAAGCUCAGUUCAUUUAUUUCUUCAGAUCUCUAGGGGCUGAAUUUGAUAGAAAAUUUGCUUCUCCCUUGUGUUCAGAUGAGUGUAGUAGUCUAGUAGAACAAAGUCAACAUUUUAUACUAAUGUCUGAUUUUGGUGAGAAAUGAAAUGCAGUAAUGUCUGCUCAA
This is a messenger RNA of Brassica napus (rape), 2314 nucleotides long. Its product is annotated as protease Do-like 2, chloroplastic. NCBI's taxonomy places the organism in Eukaryota, Viridiplantae, Streptophyta, Magnoliopsida, Brassicales, Brassicaceae. The transcript is spliced from 18 exons. The coding region runs from base 113 to 1690 and encodes 525 amino acids. Gene Ontology annotation, molecular function: protein binding; serine-type endopeptidase activity. The record is from RefSeq and is a predicted model, not a curated record. Gene Ontology annotation, biological process: proteolysis.